This is a messenger RNA of Equus quagga, 1598 nucleotides long. RefSeq names its product monoacylglycerol O-acyltransferase 1 (gene MOGAT1). Bases 90 to 1097 code for a protein of 335 amino acids. Gene Ontology annotation, cellular component: endoplasmic reticulum membrane. Gene Ontology annotation, molecular function: diacylglycerol O-acyltransferase activity. The transcript has 6 exons. Lineage: Eukaryota; Metazoa; Chordata; Mammalia; Perissodactyla; Equidae. Gene Ontology annotation, biological process: diacylglycerol biosynthetic process; triglyceride biosynthetic process. The record is from RefSeq and is a predicted model, not a curated record.
GCCACCUCCUCCUGGUCCCCGGAGCCGGCGUCGCGGCGCAGCGAGGUUCCAGGCGGCCAGGUCGGCGCGAUCCUCGCCCGAACGGAGACAUGAAGAUCGAAUUCGCGCCGCUCAACAUCCCGCUGGCGCGGCGGCUGCAGACGGCGGCGGUGCUGCAGUGGGUGCUCAGCUUCCUGCUGCUCGCACAGGUGUGCACUGGAAUCUUCGUGAUACUGAUCAUACGUAACUAUUGGUUCCUCUACAUUCCUUAUUUGACGUGGUUGUACUUUGACCGGCGUACCCCAGAGCAAGGAGGCAGGAGAUCCAACUGGGUCAGAAACUGGGCCGUUUGGAGGUACUUUAAGGACUAUUUUCCGAUUCACGUCCUCAAAACUUGGGAUUUGGAUCCAAGUCACAACUACAUAUUCGGAUUUCACCCCCAUGGAGUGCUUGUUGCUGGAGCCUUUGGAAACUUUUGUACCAAUUAUUCAGACUUCAAGGAGCUGUUUCCCGGCUGUACUGCAUAUGUUCACUUGCUCUCGUUUUGGUUCUGGUGUCCUCUCUUCCGAGAAUAUGUGCUGAGCUUCGGGGCAGUCUCAGUUUCUAAGAGAAGUGUGUCCCACGUGCUGAGCAAGGAGGGAGGUGGGAACAUUUCAGUGAUUAUCCUUGGGGGCGCCAAAGAAUCGCUGGAUGCUCAUCCUGGAAAAUUCACUCUGUUCAUCCGCCAGCGGAAAGGAUUUGUUAAGCUGGCUUUGACCCAUGGUGCCUCUUUAGUCCCUGUGUUUUCUUUUGGUGAAAAUGAACUAUUUAAGCAAGUUAGCAACCCUGAAGGCUCAUGGCUUCGAACUGUGCAGGAGAAACUACAGAAGAUCAUGGGGUUUGCUCUACCACUGUUCCACGCCAGAGGGAUUUUUCAGUACAGUUUUGGCAUAGUGCCUUAUAGGAAGCCUAUCCACACUGUUGUUGGCCGCCCAAUUCCUGUUCAGCAGACUCUGCACCCGACUCCAGAGCAGAUUGAGGAGUUGCAUAAGACCUAUAUGGAGGAGCUAAGGAAAUUAUUUGAGGAGCAUAAAGGGAAGUUUGGUGUUCCGGAGCACAAAACUCUCAUUUUUAAAUAACUAUCCUCUUAGAAGGCAUAAAGGAAGAAAAGAAAACAUCCCAGUGAGAGAAUAAAUAUUUUAAAUAAGUUUAUUUUUUUCUUUGACUAUGGAAUCAAAUUUGCAACUGAAGAGAUUUAUUUAUGGUGACAGAUGCUGAUGUUUCUCUGUGGCGAAUAAAGAUACAGUCUGUGGCUGUAGGAUCAGGUAGGAAAUGACUAUAAGCCUUUUAAUAAUUUUCCUCGUUUAGAAAGGUGGAAUCAUUUUACAGGUUAAGAAACGGCUUAGAAUUAUUCAUGUCCUCAAAAAAAUGACAGUUUUGAAGAAUAAUUAGGUCCUUUUAACUAAACAUCACAAUAAUUUAAGGUGGCGGUUUCACUAAGUAUGACAGAUGUUGCUUAGCACAACUGGGACAUUUAGGAGACAGUGUGUAAAAUAAUUUGCCAUACAGAGCUUGAAGAGAUCAUUUCUUUUCUUUUCUGCUUGAACAGACCAUUUGUUAAUAAAUCAUGUUACUUUUAA